Saccostrea cuccullata (small rock oyster) is the source of this 862-nucleotide messenger RNA. RefSeq lists its product as uncharacterized. The coding region runs from base 158 to 862 and encodes 234 amino acids. The transcript is spliced from 3 exons. The record is from RefSeq and is a predicted model, not a curated record. NCBI's taxonomy places the organism in Eukaryota, Metazoa, Mollusca, Bivalvia, Ostreida, Ostreidae.
AUGAACUUUCGUACGACUUACUUAAGGACUUUCCCGAUUCAAAAAUUAGAUCAACAGAGACUCUCUUCCCGCCAGCCCGUGCAGAACUUUGCCUACUGUAUCUUUGUAUAUUUGUACUUGUAUUGUUUACCUGUGCUUACAGAAUAUAUUCUAAACCAUGUCUGACAGAGAAGAGACAAAGAGGGCCUGGAAAGAAGCAGGAAACUCAAGACAGCGACCUAAGGCCAAUAAGUUUGAAGCUCUUAGAAAGCCAGGCGAGAGUGUAAUGGACUGUGUCCGCCGCCUUAGUGAUAACCACAUCAUGGUGGAGCCUAAAAGUUUAUACAUGAAUCUAGUUACACAGAGUAAUGAUGACUUGAAGAAAGGAUCCGUCCUCCAAUACAAGGUUGCCAAGACAUUGGGGUUCAAACACUGGAUUCAUGAGAUGAGGUUAAACUGCCAAUGCGAUUUGCCGGACUCAUGGAUUGAGGAAAACUUACCCUCCUUAACCCGACAGAAGCUGGUGAAACCUCAUCGGUCAACCAAACCAUCUGAUGCUGCCGUAACUUCGCGCGACAUCAGAUUGACUACUGAUCCAUCUCUGCAAGUUGUCCGGAUGAACGCUGUUGAUGACUCAGUGCUGGAUUUAAGCGAGCCUGUUCCUGGGACGUCAGAAGGUAGUGGGGAGACAACCUCAAAGAAGGAAAAAGAACAGGAAACAAAAGUAAAGUCUACCACCAAGCCAAAGCCCACGUCCAAAGAACCAAAAACCUUGGAGGAAUCCUACAUCCAAGGACAAAGGCAACUUUACAGGAGACAACAGAAUAUUGUAUACUGUCAUCAUGUGGAUCCAUGGACAAGAGAGCAAGGAGACAUGCCCUAG